Jaminaea rosea is the source of this 1944-nucleotide messenger RNA. RefSeq lists its product as hypothetical. The record is from RefSeq and is a predicted model, not a curated record. NCBI's taxonomy places the organism in Eukaryota, Fungi, Basidiomycota, Exobasidiomycetes, Microstromatales. Bases 407 to 1672 code for a protein of 421 amino acids. The transcript has 3 exons.
UGUAAACCGUAGCUCCGUCUUCGGACCAAAUUGCAGCACACACGCGACUGUCGACCCUGAGCUUUCAUCGAUGUGUUGGCUGGUCGAGCUUUCUCGCACAAGGCCGCAAUAUCACCGCUGCCUAAACGCAGGAGCGCGCCCUAGCGUCUCUCUGAGCUCAGUAAGCUCGCAGUACAUUGUCGAGGCCUCUCAGACACUGCGUCCAAAUAUUGCCUUUGCCCACAGGGCUCCGUGAUCCCGGUCGUCUACACCCCGGCUUGCGUCUUGACUCUCUCUGUCUUCUCUUUACCCCUUCUUUGACGGGUCGAGAUCGCUGAUCGUCGCCGAUGGACCUGGGUACAGAAGCCAUCGAAGUGGCUAUGAAGCACGCGGAGUCGUCGGGAAGCUCCCUCAUCAUCUCUCCUUGAUGACUGCUCCAACCAUCUCUUCUUCAUCCUUGUUCACACAACAAAGGCCCUCCUUCACCCCUUAUUCUGCCUUGCGGCGUUCGGCGUCUCCGACACCUGCCGACGUUGCCUCUCUCAUGCUCAUGGAGGAGACGUCGGCAGCUGCCCAAUACAAGGCAGAACGUCGACGUCGCCAGGUUAGAGAGGCUCAAGCUCGUUUCCGAGACCGCAAAGACCGUGAGCUCGAAGAGGCACGCCUUCAGGCAGAAUCACUCUCUUUGCAGCUUCAUCGAUCGCGUCAAGAGAAUGUAUCUCUACGCGCUCGUUUGAGUCGUUACGAGACCGUGGAAGAUGCUGUUGGCGGCAGCGGCAGCGGCGGCGUCGAAUCGUCAGAUCGACCACUACGGCUCCACGUCCGAUCGGAUUCUCAAUUGACUUCGCCGACACUUGACCAAGCUAGGCCCUCGACUCAGCACGGCGGUUCCACUGCCAUUGCUAGUGGUCUUGCUGGGUGCAGCCUGGCUGGAGGCGACCGGAUGUCGUACCACGGUGCUGGUCACUUCUCAGGGUCGGGAAGUAGCCAAUUGGAGGCGUUUGGUCUCCCAAUGCUCAACGAGACGACCUUGUCUGAAGGGUCGACGAGAUCGACGUCGAGCUCAUCGUCGUCGUGGACGCACCGAUACGGAGUCCCCAGGUCGGCCGGACCUCCUAGUCACCGACAGCACAGCUUACCGGAUUCGAUGUCAAGUCGACCGUACAGCUCACUCGAAUCGCAUACCCCAUACGCUGGACCGGGCGAGAACAUGGCUUUGCGCAUGGGCUCAAUAGACACUGCAAGGUUUACGCCCCUGGACCAGACCGCCUCGUCAUCAGAUGGAAUGCUACCUGAUCAUCUGACCAAGGCGACUCCUUUGAAUGACAUGCGUUGGGCGGCGGAGGAGACGACUGCGCAGUACGACCGACAGACUGCAAGAGGAGCACAUACCGGUUCUUCACAAGGGGCCCCAUUGAUGGGAAUGCCCGUCAGGCCUGUCCAGCACCAGCAGCAGCAGCACCAGCACCAGCAGCGGCGAGCAGACGAAGUGCAGGCAUGGCGCCCGGAUACGCUCCAGCAUGUAGCGUCGCAUCAACCAUCGUUCGUAUACCAACCACUCUCGCUGGAACAACCAGGCGUUUCGACAGGCAUGCCAUCUCAGCCAUCUUCAACGAGGGGCUCCAGCCAACAGCCGCAUUCGCCAAUGGACGCCGUAAACCUGUGGCAAAGGCAAGACAAGCGUCGCUCGUAGCGGAACGCGAUGCUGUGAGACAUUGCAUCCAGACAGCAAUAUUUAGCUGGGCACGCACUGAGAAAUGUGGCCCGCUAGACGCUGGAUGGCUUGACAGGUUGUUGAGCUGGGCAGUAGCAAUGUCGACGGGGCACAGUGGCGGGCGGGCGGACUGGGACGUGAGGCUAGUGACGUGAUCAAAGAUGACUGGGAUUGGAGACACACCCACUGAUAGUCUAUGUGAGCUGAUUCUGUUAAUAUUCAUGCGCUGUAAUACCAUGCGGUCUCGAGUG